Molecule: messenger RNA, 2050 nt
Organism: Botrytis cinerea B05.10
Lineage: Eukaryota; Fungi; Ascomycota; Leotiomycetes; Helotiales; Sclerotiniaceae
Exons: 5
Coding region: 588-1574 (328 amino acids)
Cellular component (GO): nucleus; cytoplasm
Molecular function (GO): RNA binding
Source: RefSeq, a predicted model, not a curated record
GAGAUGAGAUCAACAAGAACAAAGACAAUUGAUGAAUCAUGGCUGGGAACCUCGCUCCAUGUUGCACCAACGAUUGUUGUACCUACAUAAUGCCCAUCUAUCUAUGCACCUAUCGUUAUUGGAGCUUGAUCAUAAAAAAGUGAAAUGAUUCCACAAAACUCAUUCACCCAUUUUUAUUUUUCUUAUACCAGCCAGCAUUGCAUAACCUUCUGGUGAAAGUUUCCAAUCCUGCUCUCAUUUCUAUCGCUUCUAUCCCUCUCCAUCACUUAUCACCACAAUCAAAGCCAUUCUCGACUUUAACCCCACAUCUCAGAAAAAUAUUGGAAAGCCCUGGUGGGCUGCUCGCUUAUAUCAAACACUAAACUAAAUCAAGUUUAGAUUCUUUGUGUACUGAGGAACGAACUGACUUUUCAGCAUCAACGACGAUUUACAAGUUUACCUUGUUCUCCAACCGCAAACCAGCAAUUCUCGAGAGACGGCUUCCUUGUGUUCAGGAAUCUGUCAGUCUCGUUUUUUAAACUCACAACCCCCGAAUUGUUCUCUCGGUAGCAAAAGCUUCUUCGGAGGCACUCGAGAAGCAGAUCAAGAUGUCGGGUAUCGCUUCCAAGAACCUUUACGAGCUCCUCGGCAACGACCACGAAUAUGAUUCCGACAAGGAGCCAGAGCCACCAGUGAAGGUUGUCGAUAAGACUCCAGCUCGCAACACCAAGCGCAAUGCUACUGGAGAGGCACCAGCAGCCAAGGCUCCUGUAGCUGACGGACGUGGUGCUCGUCGUGGAGGAUACUCCGGAAACGAAGGUGCAUUCCGUGACCGUAACGCUGGCAGCGCCAACAACCAAGGCAAGCCAACCGAUGACUCUGUCCGACAAGAUCGUCACCCAAGACGUGAAGGUGGUGGACGUGGCCGAGGUGGUGCUCGCGGAGGUGCCAAGUUCGACCGUCACAGCCGUGGAGUAGGAGGUGAUUCCGAGAAGCAAGCUGCUCAUGGCUGGGGUGCUACCGAAGGUGGUGCUGAGCUCGCCGAUGAGCAAGCCGGUGAAGCUAUUGCUAAGACCGAGGCUAAGGAAGACGGUGAAGCCGCUGAGGCCGCCGCUGAGGAGGAGCCAGAAGACAACAGUGUCUCUUACGCCGAUUACCUCGCUCAAUUAGAAGAGAAGAGAGCCGCACUCAACGCCGCUACCCCUGAAGCCCGCAAGCCAGACAGCAAGCUCGACAAGAAGUGGGCCAACGCCAAGGCUAUCGCCAAGGAGGACGAGGAAGACUUCGUCGCUGGAACUGGCGGCAAGGCCAAGCGUGAACGUCAACGCACUCAAAAGCAAGUCGUUGAGAUUGAUCAACGCUAUGUUGAGCCCACCGAACGUGCUGGUGGUAGAGGAGGUUUCCGUGGAGGCCGCGGACGUGGUGAUGGACCACCACGUGGCGACAGAGGAGGUUUCCGAGGACGUGGUGAGGGCCAACGUGGACGCGCUCGUGGCGAUAGAGGCCCACCACGCCAAAGUGCCCCAAGAAACGGAGGUGCUUCUGCAUCCAUCCAAAUUGAGGACCAAUCCGCUUUCCCAAGCCUUGGCGCAUAAAGUUUCUUUGAAACUGAACCUGCCGAUCUUUCACAACAUGGCAUAACAUGAUAUGUAGAAACGAUCCCCAAAAAUUUGUGUUUUACGCAAUCGUUAUAUGAGAAACAAAAAAUUUGAUUAAAAAUCAGGCCAAAAUUGCAUUGUGAACUGGUUAAUGAAGGAUUUUGCUCAUAAUGAAUGUACAGGGAGAGGCUUCUACAAAUAAAGGGGACGUAUUGGCUCUCAAUGAUAUUUCGUGAUGAGACGUUUCUCUUUGCCACUUUAACAACUUGUCUUUUUGUCUUUGGUCUUACCUCGCGCGGGUGGUGAUGUGAUGGUCUGGGGUUGGGAUCUGGUUACCUGGACUUUUCUUCACAUUUCACUUACUUGUAACGGUAGAUAAAAUGAAAAGGUGUUUUUCUCUAUCUUGGUUUGAGGAUCUUCAUAUGUGUGUAUUGCUUAGACCUUGGCUCUUUAAUGAAUACAUGUCAAGGGCA